UCCAUCCCCCUCCCUCCUUCCUUUCUAUUGAGCCAUGGCUUUUUGCUCCUCUCUUGUGUCACCGAAACAUCCAUUCAUCAAACUCUUCCUCUUAUUAGCCACCAUCAUGAGGGGCGGGGUUGGACAGUCCUACACGUCAGUCUUUAUCUUCGGAGACUCACUGGCCGACACCGGAAAUAUAUUCUUCCUUGCUCCAUCUUUCCACUCUCUCUUCCCUCCGUACGGGGAGACAUACUUCCACCACCCCACCGGACGCUGCUGCAAUGGCCGUAUAAUCACAGACUUCAUUGCUGAAUCUCUGGGACUCCCAUCGGUACGGCCAUAUCUUGGGAUGAAUAAUACAAGUAUUGAAGAGGGUGUGAAUUUUGCUGUUGUGGGAGCAACGGCAUUGGACGCAGCUUUCUUUGAGGAAAGGGGAAUUAACGCAUUUACAAACUGCUCUCUAAGUGUUCAGUUGGAUUGGUUCAAGCAAAUCCUUCCAGCUUUCUGCAACACAUCUUCAAAAUGCAAAGAGAAGUUUGAAAGAUCUCUAUUUCACAUGGGAGAGAUUGGAGGCAACGACUACAAUAAUCCACUCUUACAUCUUAGAAGCAUAGAAGAGGUUAAGACAUUCGUGCCCCUAGUGAUUAAAGCAAUCGCUUCUGCCAUUAAGGAGUUGAUUGAUCUAGGGGCAGUGACUUUCAUGGUGCCCGGGACCACGCCAAUUGGAUGUUCUCCAGCCUUCCUAACAUAUUAUGAGACUGCAGAUAAGGAAGAAUAUGACCCUGGAACGGGCUGUCUGACGUGGUUAAACAAGUUUUCUGAGUACCACAAUGAGGAGCUUCAGAAAGAACUAACUAGGAUUCAAGCACUGUAUCCUCAUACCAAUAUCAUCUACGCCGAUUAUUACAAUGCUGCAAUGCAUUUGUAUCGGUCCCCAACCCAAUAUGGGUUUACCGGAGGAACACUUACGGCAUGCUGCGGAGUGGGUGGUCCAUACAAUUACAACGCAUCAGCGCAAUGUGGCACCAGUUCAUUGGUGCGUGCUUGUGAUGACCCUUCACAGUAUGUUAGCUGGGAUGGCAAGUUCUUAACAGAAGCCGCAUAUAGAUUGAUUGCCAAUGCUAUUCUAGAAGAAACAUAUAUACAUCAUUCCUCAAGUUAGUAGUAGUACUACUAGUACUUGUGAAUUAUUUCCCAAAAUGUGACAUUAAUUUUAUGUGUUCCUUCGUAUGAUUUGUUGGCUUAUAAUUUGGAUGACAU
This is a messenger RNA of Corylus avellana, 1242 nucleotides long. RefSeq names its product GDSL esterase/lipase At1g28580. Gene Ontology annotation, biological process: lipid metabolic process. Gene Ontology annotation, molecular function: lipase activity. The record is from RefSeq and is a predicted model, not a curated record. Lineage: Eukaryota; Viridiplantae; Streptophyta; Magnoliopsida; Fagales; Betulaceae.